Frankliniella occidentalis (western flower thrips) is the source of this 1329-nucleotide messenger RNA. RefSeq names its product putative DENN domain-containing protein 10 B. Bases 187 to 1260 code for a protein of 357 amino acids. The record is from RefSeq and is a predicted model, not a curated record. NCBI's taxonomy places the organism in Eukaryota, Metazoa, Arthropoda, Insecta, Thysanoptera, Thripidae. Gene Ontology annotation, biological process: protein transport; regulation of early endosome to late endosome transport. The transcript is spliced from 9 exons. Gene Ontology annotation, molecular function: small GTPase binding; guanyl-nucleotide exchange factor activity. Gene Ontology annotation, cellular component: late endosome.
GUGCGCGUCCUCUAGCGGUUGAUGUCGGAACCCAUUUGGCGACUGCUAAUGUGUCACUUGAGCAGUCGACAAGCGAGCUGUCAACUCUAGUUGGUCUUCCUGUGUUUAUAUUUACCUUCUCUUCUUUAUCGAGUUAUUUUAUUGGACAAAGGCUGUCAACAAGGAGUCGAAUGACAGAAGUUUAAAAUGGCAAUUUUGUCUUCAUGUAGUAUAAUAGAGCGUGACACGAAUGGAGAUGUUUUAUGGGCAUGGACUUUUCCUUACAUAUCGGAUCAACAACGUUCUCUCUCCCUUCGAAAGUGUUGCUUAAAUGAAGGAGAUGGGGGCAAUGCAACUGGACAUGGCACACAACGUUUUAUCUUCGGACAUUCUUUUAAACAGUGGUUUUAUAUAGGGUGCACUGAAGUCUUUGAUUCGGACAACCUGCCAUGGGUCAAACAGUUUGCAUUGGUUUUAUGGACCAAUGACUUCAAUCCUGAAAAAUAUGAAACAUUAAUUAGAAUUUUUAGUAAAACAUACUGCAAAACUGGUGAUCCAUCUAUUAUGUUACGUCUGUAUUUAUCUGUGGCAACUACAGGCUCAUGUACUACUGAAGAAAAUGGAACAUUUAUUGUCAGAGAGUUUGAUACCCCUAGAGGUUCCCAAAAUUGUCAUACCAUGGUGAAAGAAUUAAUAAACAUGUUUGGUUUAGAAAUUAUAUUAAUCUACACAGCAAUGUUACUUCGGAAAAGAGUUGUUGUUUAUCAUCAUAGCCUUCAAGCACUUCAAAGAUGGAUUCGUAGUUUCCCUGCUUUGAUGACUCAUCGUCCAGAAGCAAAUGAUUUAUAUCCCUGGGUUGAUUUGGUUCCUGAAGAAAUUACCACUCUGAAGGCGAGUCAGUGCUACAUUGCAGGAUUUCGGGAUAGCACAAUAGGGAGUCGUGCAGACUUGUAUGAUGUUCUUGUAAAUCUUCCUGCUCGUGAAAUUUCUGUGGCCCCUCAUGCCAAAGAGAGUAUGAUUAUGACAAAAACUCACAAGGAAAUUGCAGUCCAGUUAGUACAGUUAGCUGCAAGAGAUGAUGUUGUAGAAUCUCAAAUUGUAAAGGAAGUUGCUGAUCGGACCUCUGACUUGCUCAAUAAUUUAAGAUCGCUCUCAAAUGUCACUGAUUCUGAGGGCCGGGCUAUGGUGUCGGUAGAAGAGCUGCGUAAAAGAGGUUUUGCAGCUCCUCUUGAAAAUUUCCUCUUUAAUUUGGCAGUUGCUGAAAACAUGAUAAUUUUGUAAAUUAGAGGAGGCGCAUUUAUAAGUGUAUGUGUAUUCUAAAACAAUUAAAUAUUUUUGGGAUGAAAUUUA